This is a messenger RNA of Emericellopsis cladophorae, 396 nucleotides long. RefSeq lists its product as uncharacterized. NCBI's taxonomy places the organism in Eukaryota, Fungi, Ascomycota, Sordariomycetes, Hypocreales, Bionectriaceae. The transcript has a single exon. The record is from RefSeq and is a predicted model, not a curated record. Bases 1 to 396 code for a protein of 131 amino acids.
AUGAUGCACAGAAAUACGUUUGCGGGCGACAUGUGUAAAAAGGCCAGUCCCAUCACCAUCUCCCAAGGCACAAUACCACCAAAGACAAACACUCCCAAACCUACUACAUCGAACCCUCUUCCCGAGGUGCAUCCCCCGCAAGCCCUUGUUACGGCAUACCUCACCGCCAUCUCGACAUGCGACAUCGCCGGCCUGCCCGACUACUUCUCGCCCACAGCAACGUGGUGGACCUCCGGCAACCCGCUCCGCACGCCCAGCGCCGGCGGCCCCAAGCCCGUGGAGGCACAACUGCCGGUCAAGGCCCAAGCGUGCGGCGUGCUGGGCGACAUUGUCUAUUUGAACAACAUCUCGAGCGCGUUUGCUGUCAAGAAGACGGGCAGACGGGCGGGCCAGUAG